AUGUGGGUGCUGCAGCAGUGUGAUACCCAGCCCACGCCAUGCUCGGCUCCUCGCAGGGGCUUCAGCUAUGUGGACCUGGUGGAGGGGCUGCGGGACGGUCGCUUCUAUGCCCUGAAGCGCAUCCUGUGCCAUGACAAGGAGGACCGCCAGGCUGCCCUGCACGAGGUGGAAAUGCAUGGCCUCUUUGACCACCCCAACAUCCUGCGCCUGGUGGCCCACUGCAUGGUGGAGAAGGGUGCCAAGCAUGAAGCUUGGCUCCUCCUGCCCUAUGUGAAGGGAGGGACCCUGUGGCGUGAGGUGGAAGCACUGCGAGAGAAAGGGACCUUCAUGCCAGAGCAGCGGAUCCUCCUCAUCCUCCAUGGCAUCUGCAGUGGGCUGCAAGCCAUCCAUGGCAAGGGCUACGCACACAGGGACCUCAAGCCCACCAAUGUGCUGCUGGAUGAGGAUGACCGGCCUGUGCUGAUGGACCUGGGCUCCAUGAACCGAGCUCGCAUCGAAGUCAACAGCUCUCAGGAGGCCAUGGCUGUGCAGGACUGGGCUGCCCAGCGCUGCACCAUCUCCUACCGUGCCCCCGAGCUCUUCACGGUGCCAAGCCAGUGCGUCAUAGACGAGCGCACAGAUAUCUGGUCCCUAGGCUGCGUGCUGUACUGCAUGAUGUUUGGAGAGGGCCCUUACGACGCCAUCUUCCAGAAGGGUGACAGUGUGGCUUUGGCGGUGCAGAACCCCAUUGUCGUGCCCCCCACGACCAGGUACUCGGCUGCCUUGCAGCGCCUGCUCUUCUCCAUGAUGACGUUGAACCCCCAGGAGCGACCCAGCAUAAGUGACAUCCUCCACCAGCUGGAUGGGCUGCAACCAGCGCCGGUGGGACAGGACACCACGCAGAUCUGAGCCUGUCCCACCCCACGGUGGCGAUGUGCCCCGAGGACAAGCCAGGGUAAAAGCAGCUGCCCUCGUCCCUGCGGAGCCAUUGCAGAGGGGAUUGCUGCACUCGGGGGAGAGCUGCUGCUCUGUGCCGGAGGUGUGUUGGAU
Molecule: messenger RNA, 1029 nt
Organism: Haliaeetus leucocephalus (bald eagle)
Lineage: Eukaryota; Metazoa; Chordata; Aves; Accipitriformes; Accipitridae
Gene: STK16
Product: serine/threonine kinase 16
Exons: 6
Coding region: 1-888 (295 amino acids)
Biological process (GO): protein phosphorylation
Cellular component (GO): cytoplasm; Golgi apparatus
Molecular function (GO): ATP binding; protein serine/threonine kinase activity
Source: RefSeq, a predicted model, not a curated record